Molecule: messenger RNA, 2904 nt
Organism: Aureobasidium subglaciale EXF-2481
Lineage: Eukaryota; Fungi; Ascomycota; Dothideomycetes; Dothideales; Saccotheciaceae
Exons: 3
Coding region: 1-2904 (967 amino acids)
Biological process (GO): regulation of DNA-templated transcription
Cellular component (GO): nucleus
Molecular function (GO): protein binding; zinc ion binding; sequence-specific DNA binding
Source: RefSeq, a predicted model, not a curated record
AUGGGCCAAGGAGCCUCGAUGGACGCCAUGGCGGGACACUCCCUCGACGACAUUGUCAGCCAAAAUGCAAAACUCAUGCGAAGACAAAGCAUGCCUCAAAGCUUCCACUCGGCACAGCAGCAGCAACAGCAACAACAACAGCAGCAGCAGCAGCAAGCACAGGCGCAACCACAGCAGGCGCAGCCCAUGGACACCGACGACCCAAGACGCAUGUCUAUGAUGGAGUUUACCGGCACUUCGCCCACUGGUCCUCUGGAAGCAUACCAAUUCAGCCUUCAGAACCCGGACAUGGUCGACGCCACAGCCUUCAUGGCCGCGAGCCAAUCUCACUCUCACCCGACGCUACAACGCAGACAAUCUUCCACUGGCGGCGUCGGCGGCGGCGGAGACAUGGCUCUCGACAAUGGCUUUGCCCCGACGUCGUCCUUCAUGCCCAUGAUGCCUCCCACUUCAUCCUACCAAUCGCCCGCAAACCUCUCGAAUAUGGACAUGGACCUCAACAGCCCCUACAUCAACACUCCUAUGCACAUGUCAUCCCUCGGUUACAACAGUCCGAAUAUUGAACGUCAGAUGCCCAUGUACAGUCACAACUCCUACCAUGGCAUGAUGAACUCCCCGCUCAACACUUCCGUACCCAACCACAUGUACGCCCAAUCUCCCGACGCUGGCGGAAACCCUAAUCCUCCCAAAAGGCCAUCCCUUGAGAACUCGCAUAGCAGAUCUUCAAACAGUCAGACCAUGCAACCCUCACAUCGGCACUCACGCCAGCCUACACCACAGCGACAGAACAGCAGCCGCCCCCAACAACCGCAAAGGCAGCCCUCUGGCUUUCCUGCGCAACCGCAAAAUCCUCAGCCCGGUUCGCGUCAGGACGUAGGCAUGGAUCGAGGUCGACAUGGAGAUUCAGGAGUAGGUCCUCAACCUGAUGCUUCAAGGUAUAAUCCAAAUAACCAGAACUUCAAUUGGCCCACACCUGAAGGUGGAUGGCCAUCCACAAUGACUGGUAAACCUCAUAUGCAUUCCCAAUACAAAAAUGCCUACUCUUCGACAGGUUUUGAUAUGCUUGGUGUCUUGAUGCGCGUCGCCACUCGAUCGAAUCCGGAGAUUAACAUAGGAUCUGUUGACCUGUCGUGCGCUUUCGUCGUAUGCGAUGCAGAGAAGGACGAUUUUGCAAUCGUGUAUUGCUCAGACAACUUCGAGCGACUCACUGGCUACACUAGGCAUAUGAUUCUUGGUCGAAAUUGCAGAUUCCUGCAGUCACCGGACGGAAAUGUCGAGGCUGGAGUGCGGCGCAAAUAUGUCGACGACGAUUCAGUGCUUUACCUCAAAAACAUGAUCAACCUUCGACGAGAAGCACAGAUAUCUCUCAUCAACUACCGACGAGGCGGCCAGCCCUUCAUGAACCUACUAACAAUGAUCCCGAUCUCAUGGGACACUGAUCAGGUCAAAUUCUUUGUUGGCUUCCAGGUUGAUCUAGUGGAGCAACCGAAUGCUGUCACUGACAGAAAUCCCGAUGGCACCUAUUCUAUCAAUUAUCAAAGAGGCAUGACCAUGCCGCGAUACGUCAUGAACGCACCCGAGUCGACCGCCCACAGAGGAGAGCUUGGCCAAACGAUACCGAGAGACGACGUUUCUGCUAUCCUCAGCACAAUAGGAAGUGGAGAGUCUGAAUUCGCCAAACGGAUGUGGGACAAGGUGCUUCUCGAAAACACAGACGACGUUAUCCACGUUUUGUCUCUCAAGGGCCUAUUCCAGUGGAUCUCGCCCUCAGCAUCAAGGGUACUCGAGUACGAGCCCGGAGAGAUUAUCGGCACGGCACUGUCAUCAAUCUGUCAUCCUAGUGAUAUCGUACCGGUCACGAGAGACCUCAAGGACACUUCUACUGGAGCCUCAGUCAACGUUGUCUUCCGUAUACGAAGGAAGAAUAGUGGUUACAUGUGGUUCGAAGGCCACGGAUCGCUGCAUACCGAGCAGGGCAAGGGCCGCAAAUCCAUCAUCAUGGUCGGAAGAGAACGACCAGUUUAUGCACUCAGCAGAAACGAGCUGACUGGAAACAAUGGUGUUGGUGAGAACGAACUCUGGACCAAGAUGUCGACCUCAGGCAUGUUCCUGUUCGUGUCAUCGAAUGUCAGACAGCUACUCGACCGCCAGCCAGACGAGCUUGUGGGUGUGAGCAUCCAGUCUCUUAUGAGAGCCGAUUCCAAAGCGGAGUUCGGACGUGUUUUAGAGCAUGCACGUACCGGCAAGAAAGCAUCUGUCAGACACGAGAUGAUCAACCGCCGCGGACACGUCCUCCAAUCGUUCACGACACUUUACCCUGGUGAUGCUUCAGAAGGCCAGAAGCCUACAUUCAUCGUUGCACAAACACGUCUCGUCAAGCAUCAAAGAGGCAAUUCAUCAUCACGACCGGCUUUGAGUCAACGCGGGUCGGAGUCUGUGAUAUCAGGCAGAUUCACGCCUGCCACGCCGAUGCUUAUGGGCGAUAAUACACCACAGUCACUGACCCAAUAUCAAUCUACAGAUGGCGCGGCCCCUACGUACGCAGGACAGAAUGGACUUCUGCUCGGCCGCCAGGACGGUGCAUUGGCUUCAGAAGAUAAUCUGUUCGAUGAGCUAAAGACCACCAAGUCAUCAUCAUGGCAGUAUGAGAUUAGACAACUGGAGAAGAAAAACCGUAUGCUAGCGGAGGAAGUGCAGUCCUUGAUGGCUUCGAAGAAGAAGCGAAAGAGAAGAAAGGGAGCUGGACAGAUGCAGAAGGACUGUGCCAAUUGUCAUACCAAAGUCACACCGGAGUGGAGGAGAGGCCCAAGCGGACAACGAGAUCUUUGCAACAGCUGUGGUCUGAGAUGGGCCAAGCUGGUGAGUCAAUCGGCAACAAAUUCACGAGCAAGUGCGGAUGGUUAA